GAUGAUUGGUGAAUAGGAAAAAUAAAAAGGAUCCAUUAAUAACCUCUGAAUGGUACAGAAGUAGAUUCCUCUCUUCGAUUGUCCUUGGAUCCUAAAGUUCUCUUGUUAAUUUAACUACUUAUCUUAAUGUAAUUUCUAUUAACUGGAACUUAUUAUCAUCUUAGCUACUCAUCUGCUAUUUAAAACAGGACUGACACGAAAAUCAACAGAAAAUGAAUGAUGCAAAGACUGGAAUGUAGUAGUCAUUAGAUUUAUCUACAAUAAUUCAAGGAAAUAAAUUUUAGCUUGAAAUUAACUAAAAAAAGUAUUUGAAAAGAAUUAUUGAAUUUCGUGAUAGAUCUGUAAAAAUAAAUUUUAAAUUGAAAUACACAAUUUACAUUCUAUGGCCACGUGACAUUUGCGUUCAAAACAUGACGUAAAUUAUUUUGGAUGGUAUUAGAUUAAUAACAAAAAUAAAUGAAAUAUAAAACUACUCCCUUAAUAAAAAUACUUAGCAACUGAUAAAACCUACAAGGGCAAUUGUAUACACACAACUAAACCGUCCAACGUAGUAUUUUUUGGCAAGUCAUGUUUUCUUGGCUAUUUAUUCCAAAGUGUAGAUUGUAUUUCUGAACGUACAUUUUUGAUAUUAACCAAUCCAAGCAAAGCGUCAGAAUGACGUUUAAAUAGCAACCAAUCAUAGAAGUUUAGCAUUUUUGGCGGCAUAAUCAUUUUAGUUUGCUCAUCGCAAAAAUUUUUGGAGUUUACUUUUUCAUUGAUAUUAUAAAUUGAGUCUCAUAAUAUUUUUAUAAGUAUAAAUAUGGAAAUAUCACGCAAAUCCUGCCGUCUCUGUCUAUCUGAAACCGAAUUCAAUGUUUCAUUGUUUGGAAAUUACUGUCGUAGAACGAAUAUGAUCGAGAAGAUCCUUGUUUGCUUGAAGUUGGUUAUCGAAGAUAGCGAUACGUUGGACACAAUUUGCUACAAAUGCGCCGAAAGCGUCGAGAGGUAUUACGAUUUUGUCGCUCGCGUAAAGAAAUGCCAGACGCGGUACAAAGACACCUGCCACGAGCAUGAGCCACGGCAGCGCAGCAUGGAGCUCUCUCCGACUCAUGUCAAGCGACACGUGACGUCCUACGUGAGAGAGCAAGUUUACGACGCGGAUUACACGUUUUCAUUCCUUGAAAUGCCGAACAACGACGAAAAGAAAGAGUCUAAGGUAUCUAGUCCGUUCUUUUCUUAUUUCUCCCCGCCGAACGUGCUGGCGAAGCAGCCUUGCGUCGAGCCGAUGUGGAAGACGCCUAAGCCCCGCGAGAGCUCCCCAAAGAAGGAAUUAUUGAACGAAAAUAGGUAUAAAAGACCGUACAAACCUGAGAAAAGGUCGCGGCACCACUCCAGAGACCUCUUCGAGUCUCAGUCGCAGGACGUGGAGGAGCCCGAACCCAAGUCCCUCGACUGGAAACUGACCCCCGACGACAACCUAAUCAAACGAGUCAGGGAAAAAUGCUUUGGACGGUCCGAUUUCUAACAUUAUUUCAAUGUGAUUAUAUUAUUUAUUUACAAUAAGUAAUAAUAAUGAUGUUACAUUACGUUGUAAGAUUAAUUUAUUCAAUGUUAUUGUGUAAUAAUUUAAAUAUUGAUGUUCGUGUAAUUUCUAUGGAAUUCUGUAGGAACAGGGUACUUAGAGAAAUUGGUUUGUAAAUCAUUUUUGAUGCAGUAGGUCUUCAUAGGACGCCCGUUGUGUAUGCUGACGGUGAUACAUUACUGAAUUGAACUAAUUGUAUGUUAUUGUUAAGAAUAUGCCUGCGAAUGUUUUGUUUUGUUUGUAAUUUGUAUUUAAAGUCUAGUCUACGUUUUUUUAAUGUCAAAGUCCAUCUUAACAUCCUUCCAUCAACUUAAGUUUCUCUAUUUUCAAAUAAAGACGAUGUUAUUUUUUAAAAGCUUUUAAUAUUAAUUGUAAUAGAACUAGUUAAUGUACUCUGAGUACGUUAUUUAAUUAAAUAAAGUGUGUAUUGUCAUAAGGAAGGUCAUGAAUGAAUAUAAUUUAAUUGUUUGGACUUAUCCGCCGUUCAAAUUAUUCGUCAGGCGCUAAAAAGUUCUGGUUUGUUAAUGUUACGAUAUUUUAUUAAUAAUUUUAUUUUUGGGAAAGAUCUUAUGCGUUUAAAAAUAAUUUGUGUGUUUACACAUGAAAAUAGCACUGGUUUAAUUUUAAAUAAGUUCCUAUUUUGAAUAUUGUUUUUUUGCGCACAAAACAUGUGAAUUUGUUUUCGAUAAGUAACAAGCCCUGCCCGAAUAAAAAUAAUUUAGAUAUAGACUCCUCCAUAGCUGGUAAUUAUGGAAUUAUAGCUUUGCUACGGGUUUAUAAUAGCGUGUGUUAAUUUUCAGUUGUUAUAUCAAAUGAACACCUAAAUAAACUUUUAAAAAUGA
Messenger RNA from Ostrinia furnacalis (Asian corn borer), 2403 nucleotides. RefSeq lists its product as uncharacterized. Gene Ontology annotation, molecular function: zinc ion binding. The record is from RefSeq and is a predicted model, not a curated record. The coding region runs from base 800 to 1504 and encodes 234 amino acids. NCBI's taxonomy places the organism in Eukaryota, Metazoa, Arthropoda, Insecta, Lepidoptera, Crambidae. Gene Ontology annotation, cellular component: nucleus. The transcript has 2 exons.